Molecule: messenger RNA, 2618 nt
Organism: Cucumis melo (muskmelon)
Lineage: Eukaryota; Viridiplantae; Streptophyta; Magnoliopsida; Cucurbitales; Cucurbitaceae
Exons: 7
Coding region: 526-1686 (386 amino acids)
Source: RefSeq, a predicted model, not a curated record
CUUCUUCUUCUUCUUCUUUUAUAAGGCACACUCUCUGGUUCAAGUUUCUUUCUCUCUAUUUCUCUCUUUCCUUCUCAUAUGGUUUCUUAAUUCACACAAAACGCAUUUGGGUCAUUCAUUGCGUGCAUUCUUUAAAUCUUUUCAACCAAGUUUUUUGAAUCGAUCUUCAAUUCUCUUCUUCCUUUCAAUCGAUUUUUGGAAUCCUCUGUUAUUUUGUGUUUUCUUUGAUCCGAUAUUGUAUUAUCAACAACCUCCAUUCAAUUUAGUGUUCUUGGGAAAAGAUUCCGAGUCUUGUUUUACAAAAGAACUCUGAGUUUAAAGAAUUUGCACCCCUUUUCUUUUAAACAGCCAUUUUCGUCGGCUGGAGUUUAAAGAAAUCGAUUUAAUCUUCUUUUGUUCUUGUGGGUUGAGUUCUUUUUACUCAUUUUAGAGCAAUUUGGGGUUUCCCAUUAUAAUCUUUGUGAUUUCCUCCGUUUUCCGUUGAUACUAAACGGAGGGGUCUUCUUUUGGGUUAUAGAUAUAGAAAUGUUGGGAACUGCGUUGCAGUUUGGGGGAAUCAAAGGUGAGGAUCGGUUUUAUAUUCCGGUAAGGGCAAGAAAGAAUUAUAAUCAGCAAAAGCCUUCGAGGAGACCUACCAAGACCGAUGAAACUGAGAGCCUAUCGAGUAAAGUUGUGGGUUGUACUACAAAGCCUUGCGAGGAAUUAACUCCUCAGUCUAAGAGCAACUUAGAGAGAUUCUUGGAAGCCACAAGGCCUUCAGUUCCAGCGCAGUACUUCUCUAAGACAACUAUGAGGGAUUGGAGAACUUGUGAUAUUGAGUUUCAACCUUAUUUCAUUCUGAAUGAUCUGUGGGAGUCUUUCAAGGAGUGGAGUGCAUAUGGUGCUGGAGUUCCUUUAGUGCUUGAUGGAGGUGACUCUGUUGUUCAAUAUUACGUUCCAUAUUUGUCUGGUAUCCAAAUAUAUGGCGAAGCUGCUGCAUUGAGAUCAGAUUCUAACGUCAGGCUGGCUUGUGAGGACAGUGAUCUUGAUUCUUCUAGAGAUACAAGCAGUGAUGGAAGCAUUGAUUAUGAUUUAGGAAAAAGCUUUAACCUUUCUAGAGAACAGUGGGAUCAUCCCCAUUUAGCUUGUGAAAACAUGCCGAAAAUGAGAAAGACGUCUUUAACCGAUGAACGUAAAAUGGUACAAGAAGGUUUUUUGAGUGAUGAUGGGGAUGCAGGAUAUCCUCGGAGUGGUUUGCUCUUUCAGUUUCUUGAGCAAGAUCUUCCUUAUCAACGUGUACCAUUGGCUGAUAAAAUAUUUGAACUUGCUUACCAAUUUCCCGGUUUGAAAACUUUAAGAAGUUGUGAUAUCCUGCCAGCCAGUUGGGUCUCUGUAGCGUGGUACCCUAUAUACCGUAUACCCACGGGUCCGACCUUAAAAGAUUUGGAUGCAUGCUUUUUAACAUACCACUCCCUUUCCACACCCAAAAAAGGUAAUAGACAUAGCCUGCCACCAGUAAUGGUAUAUCCCAAGGACAUCGAUGAUAUUACAAAGAUCUCCUUGCCUGUUUUUGGAAUGGCUUCUUAUAAGCUAAAAGGAUCAAUAUGGGGGCAAAAUGGCAUCAACGACCAUCAAAAAGCAAAUUCUCUCAUGCAGGCAGCAGAUAAGUGGUUGAGGAGCCUUCAGGUUCUCUUUUUCUCAAAUUAAAUUUUAUCGUUGUCAUCACAUAAAUGUCAGGUACGCUUUCCUUAAAAUUUCACAUCAUUAUUGUAAAUCAUUAUUGUAAAGUUGAUAAAAUAUGAAAAACAAAUAAGUUGUGGAUGACAUGAGAAAGAUGGUGAGCAUUAAUCAUCCCAAUAUUAUAUCUUUGCCAUUUGUAUCUUUGUUGAUAAUUAUAUUAGGUUAAAGUGGAAUUAGUGCAAUAAAUACAAUAUCCAUAAUGUAAAGUUGUUUGUGGAGCACUAAUGGCACUAACCAAUUUAGGAGUAUCAAUGGUGGGACGGACUUAUCUCCUCUCAUAGAAAAUAAUCUCUUCAUUUGUUACAUUGUAAAUUAAAAUGUUCAUAAUCAUAAACACGAUGAUGAAACAGACUAACAACCCAAUUAGAAGAGCCAAAUUACCAAAGUAUUAGUUGUGCAUUACAUAUUAUUAUUCAACAAAACACAAACAUAAAACGGAGCAGUUUGCACACAAGAAGACACAUAGAACACAAAAGAAGGAUUGGUGAUGAGAAACAGUACACAGACACACAAUCAAGCAGGCAAUUAUGAAAUAGAUGAUUGUUCAGCAAUUUGGGAAAGGAGUUCCACAAUCAUUAGCUACUUUUCUUGCAUUUGGGGAACUAACAAAGCUCUUAAGGAAAGGGUUUUUGAGGUAACCACAGAGACAGGGCUUUUGCUCUUUGAUCUUGCUGCAACAUUGGCUUGAUGGUGGAGUCCCUGAUACGAUUGAGUUCAUACAAGAACUCAUUUGCAUCGGAUUGCAUGCCACUUGAUCUGCUCCUUCCACCAUUACUUCAUUUGAGUUUGAUAUCAAUAAUAUCGCUCCUACUAUCAUUAAGAUCGACCCAAUUCUUGAUGUCUUCAUCUUUUCUUUUAGUACUCUUCUUGAUAUGAUUCUUUGGGUUUCUGUCUGUGGG